Molecule: messenger RNA, 1757 nt
Organism: Punica granatum (pomegranate)
Lineage: Eukaryota; Viridiplantae; Streptophyta; Magnoliopsida; Myrtales; Lythraceae
Source: RefSeq, a predicted model, not a curated record
GUCGCCCGGCCCGGUUUGGACCGGAGAGGGAACCCGCCCAAGGAAACCGCCAGCGCCAGGUUUUCGCUCGUCCUUCGUCUCCUCCUCCCCCAUCUUCUUCGCCCAAUUUCAAGCCUGAAAAUCCAAAUUCCGGCAACAACAGAGAGAGAUUCGCUCCAAUCAAUCAGGCUGUCUCUCUGUAAAUCUCAAACGCCCCCGGAAUUGAACGGAAAUUCUCGAAAUUCGCCGGAGUGGAAGCAUCAAUUAUAAGCAUUUGAGGGAGAUACCCUUUCUCUGCUUCAUGGGCGCCCCUAAGCAGAAGUGGACAGCCGAAGAAGAAGCCGCACUCAAGGCUGGAGUUCUUAAGCAUGGCGCCGGAAAAUGGCGGACCAUACUUAAGGACCCAGAAUUUAGUGGGGUCUUAUAUUUGCGUUCAAAUGUGGACCUCAAGGAUAAAUGGAGAAACAUGAGUGUCAUGGUAAAUGGUUGGAAUUCACGGGAGAAAACUAGGUUACCUGUGAAAAGGGUUUCACAUGUCACUAGGCUGGAAGAUAGCUCUGCUUCUAUCAGGACUGUUGCCCAAAGUGAUGAAGAAGCUGCGGAUGCAAAGGAUCUAGCUAUUUCUGCUGAUGUAGUGCACAUUGACGGUCCAAAGAGAUCCAUUGUGAGGUUGGACAACCUUAUUUUGGAAGCAAUUACAGCUUUGAAGGAGCCUGGCGGUUCUAAUAGGACCACAAUUGCUUCUUUCAUAGAGGAACAAUACUGGGCCCCACCAAACUUUGAGAGGCUACUAUCAGCGAAGUUAAAGCAUCUGGCUUCUGUGGGGAAGUUGGUUAAGGUAAAACGCAAAUAUAGUAUUCCUCCUGCUCCGGGAUUUAUGGAUAGAAGAAGAGCUACCCCAAUGUUAUUAUCCGACAGACAGCAGAAGUAUCCUCCGAAAGUCGAGGAGGAGGAUAUUGAUAUGCUCACGAGGGAGCAGAUUGACUUGGAGUUAGCAAAGAUGAGGACGAUGACUCCACGGGAAGCAGCCGCUGCAGCAGCUCGGGCUGUGGCUGAGGCAGAAGCUGCCAUAGCAGCAGCUGAAGAGGCAGCAAGAGAAGCCGAAGCUGCUGAAGCUGAUGCAGCAGCAGCACAAGCUUUUGCAGAAGCGGCAAUGAAGACACUGAAAGGAAGGAACCCACCAAAGAUGAUGAUUCGAGCUUAAUUGAGCCUGAGCCAUGGGCUUAUACCUCCGAGGACAAGCUGAGAGCAUUUUUCCAUGAAGCACCUGUUUGAUGCUCUGAGCUGUGCUGGCGAUUUCCUUGUAAAUAGGUUAGAAAUUGAAAAAAGAUUCGACCUGCCCUCUCAUUUCUGAUUCACUUGGCUCUGAGGUCGGCUCCUGAUUGGAUAAUGUCAAUAAUUAGCGCCUUUUGAAGUUUUUUAUGAUUCAGCUGAAGAUAGAUGUAGCUAUAGUAUAGUAACUUGGGAAGUCAUUUUACAUAGUCGAAUUAACCUUAUCUUUGUUCGACUCAGAGACUCUGGAUCUGAAAUUUUGUGUCUAAUACAGCUUUAGCUUCCUGAAUCUCUUGUUCAUGUACAUCGUAGGGAAAGGUUAACUCAAGUUCUUGGGCUUGAUUAGAGCUUGGGUUUGUGAGACUGGGAAAAUUUCGUUCAUGUAGACUGUCGUUUUGGUACUUUUGAGGUUCAUGACAUGGAAUAAUUCUAAAUACAUUUAUUUCCUUAAACUGGUUAUGUAACUGAGUUAGAAAGCGGCCUGUUGGGGUCCGAUCAUUCUCAUC